Molecule: messenger RNA, 4667 nt
Organism: Chinchilla lanigera (long-tailed chinchilla)
Lineage: Eukaryota; Metazoa; Chordata; Mammalia; Rodentia; Chinchillidae
Gene: Septin3
Product: septin 3
Exons: 11
Coding region: 2250-3644 (464 amino acids)
Biological process (GO): cytoskeleton-dependent cytokinesis
Cellular component (GO): septin complex; neuron projection; septin ring
Molecular function (GO): molecular adaptor activity; GTP binding; GTPase activity
Source: RefSeq, a predicted model, not a curated record
UGGAAAGGUCCUCUCCUACUCCUGCCUUCCCAACAGAGGGGUGGGGUCCUGGGCUGGACAAAGACAAAGCCAUCUGUCUGUGUGAGAAAGUACCAGCAUCCCCACUUGCCCUGGGGACGAAGGACUCUGUUCAUGUAGGCCCAGCGCUGUGUCAGGUGGACAGUACCUGUCCCCUGGCCACUGAUGGGGCAAGUGGCUCCUGGCAGGGGGUCUGCAGGCAGAUCCCCUCCUCUCCAGGGGCUCUGGGGAGCUGUGAGUGUAGGAGGGGCCCUGGGGACCAUGCAGCCUGGGUGGCAUAUUUGAGGGGCAUCCUGCUGUCACCCCCACCCUGAACUCUUCCCACUCUAGGGGUCCCCCUCCAAUAUCAGUUGCAGCGGGGAGGAGCUCUGUAUCCUUUAACUGUGGCCCACACCACAGCCAUUUGCCGGCUGGGGGUCAGCUGCUGUGUACAGAGCUGGCAUCUGAGGGAAGACGCAGGUGAUGGUUUGAAGUGACACUCGCCUUGCUUGGGGUUUCAUCCGUUCAGCACUCAUUCGUCGCUGAGUGCCUGGAGUAUGCUGGGUACAUGGGCCACAGAGGUCAGUGAGCCACAGCCCCUGCCCUGAAGAGGGGUGGAAACCAGCACGUAUUCAGUGCUGGGUACUGCCUGCUGGGCACUGAAUCAUGCCCAUGACUGUGGAUAAGUGGUACAGCCACCGAGCAGGGUAGAGACCGUCCUCAUUUUUUUCUGAGGAGAAAGCAGGCCCACAGGAUUCAAGCCUGGGUCAGCUGCCCACCGGGGGUCUAUGUAGGGACAGUGGAUGGAGCCACAGAAUUCAACUCCAGAACAGCAUUUGUUCUGUGCCCUGGAGGUCUUGGUGUACUUGUUAGGCUCCCUCACCGGACAGUGGCCCUGGGGGAGGGGGCAGUGACCUUGUUUGAGAUACAAAAGUAUCUUUGGCAGUUAGUGUAGGGCUUGGCUAGAUUAGGCCUGCGUUUGACAGCACAUGAAAUGCCCUGGGUGGGAAUGAAUGAAUGAAUGAAUGGAUGAGUCUAGUGGGUACCAGGGGUAAAGGCCUCACAGAGGAGGGACAUCUGCACCAGACAGGAGCGCAGCUAGGGGUUAGCCAGGAGCUGGAGGGGGCACAGCGUCCUCUAGCAAAUCUUGUGGCCCAGUGGCCCGCAGCAUGCUUGCAGUACUUGAUCAGCGGAUGUUAGCCUCUGACUGGCAUGUAAUUGGCAUGUGUCGGGAGGGGCCCGGCUUACCAGCAGGUUCUCUGUGUCAUGCACACAAUGGGUACUUUUAAUGGGUGUUCGUUAAAAGAAUAAAUGAGAUCUGCCCACAGCUUCUCCCGCAUGGGACUACCGGAGCCCCUAGAACCUCUUUGGGAGUCUGGUAGGGCCCUUUCUCAAUCCAGGUCUGUCUUUUGGGAGAAGGUGCUUUUUCGGGAUGCUGCAGGUGGCAGGCCAGGCCUGAGAAGGCUGUGGUGAGGACACAUGCUUUAUAAGGACACCCCCACCCCCAACAAGGCUAACUCUUCAGACCUGUAAAGUGGGAUUAGGACCUCCCCCAGCCCCAGGUGGAUGUGUUUCACAGUUCAGGGCGUAGAGACCAAGUGGGCUCAGCCAAGAGCAAUGGAGAGGGCCCGGCUGUGGGAGCAGCUGGCCAGGAGAAAUGGGGCACAGGCCCUCGGUGCAGGUGGGGGCCGGGAGCCACGUGUGUGAGUGGAGGAGCCAGGCUGCUGAGAGUCAGCUGCUGCAGGCCUGAGCCAAUCUUGCUGCCCUCUGGAGCCGCCUGGCUGGCAGCAGCUUUCUGGGAAGUAAGAAGGAGCCCCGCCAGGCCCGGUGGGGAGGUCCCAAGGCUUUGUCAGAUUUGGCUGUGCCUGGGAGUGACCGGGGACAGAGGGUCUUGCCAGUACCCGCGGAAGGACCAGGUGGCAGGGGUACAAGAGCAGAUUCCUGGUGAGCCUUGGGGGUUGGGGAGCGGGAGCUCCGGCCCCUCUCCCUCCUGCCCAUCUGCUGCUCCAGCAGGCCUAGGCCUCUCUGCAAGGCUGAGACUCUGCAGGGUGGUGAUCAUGAACUGUGAGAUUCUAGAAAGGCACAGCCGGAAGGCGUCCUCCAGGGAGCCUGGAGGCCAAUAGAUGUGCUUGUGAAGUCAGCCUCUGGGGCCCAGCCCUUUCACAAGUGCUGCCUGGGGCUUAGCCUCCCCUCCAGGUAAGCCUGAGAACUUGGAAGGGCCAGGGGCAAGAGGGUCUGGGCUGUGGGGUGCCAUGCCCGGCGCUUCUAAACAUCUUUAUCCUAGGCAGUGCUCACUGGCAGCCUUAACCAGAAGUGACUGCUCCGCAGAGGAGGAAGCGGGCUCCUGGGGGGAGGUGGGCUGCCCAAGUCCACCCCACUCACCUAUUUUAUGGGUGGUGAGACGGAGUCGCCCUGUUGUAGAACCUAUGCUGGUGGGCAGUGGCUUACUGAGGGCACCACAGGUCUCUCCUGCGUGUAAAAACACCCACGAGCUUCCAGAGCUGGACAGACUUCGGCUUUUCCUCGGCCUACCCUUUCGUCCGCCGUUCAACAUUCCCAGAGCACUCUGUGUCAUCUUAGGGCUUCCUGAGACCAGGUCGGACGCAGCCAUGUCAGAGCUGGUGCCCGAGCCCAGGCCUAAGCCGGCAGUGCCCAUGAAGCCCGUCAGCAUCAACUCCAACCUGCUGGGCUACGUCGGCAUCGACACCAUCAUCGAGCAGAUGCGCAAGAAGACCAUGAAGACUGGUUUUGACUUCAACAUCAUGGUCGUGGGCCAGAGUGGAUUGGGCAAGUCAACAUUGGUCAACACUCUCUUCAAAUCCCAAGUGAGCCGGAAGGCCGCAAGCUGGAACCGGGAGGAGAAGAUCCCCAAGACGGUGGAGAUCAAAGCCAUUGGGCAUGUGAUUGAGGAAGGUGGCGUCAAAAUGAAGCUGACCGUCAUUGACACCCCGGGCUUUGGAGACCAGAUCAACAAUGAAAACUGCUGGGAGCCCAUCGAGAAGUACAUCAAUGAGCAGUACGAGAAGUUCUUGAAGGAGGAGGUGAACAUCGCCAGAAAGAAGCGCAUCCCUGACACACGCGUCCACUGCUGCCUCUACUUCAUCUCUCCGACUGGACACUCCUUGCGACCCCUGGACCUCGAGUUCAUGAAGCACCUCAGCAAGGUGGUGAACAUCAUCCCCGUCAUCGCCAAGGCUGACACCAUGACCCUGGAGGAGAAGUCCGAAUUCAAGCAGAGGGUCCGCAAGGAGCUUGAAGUAAAUGGUAUUGAAUUCUACCCCCAAAAGGAGUUUGAUGAGGACCUGGAGGACAAGACCGAGAACGACAAAAUCAGGCAGGAGAGCAUGCCUUUUGCUGUGGUGGGAAGUGACAAGGAGUACCAAGUGAACGGCAAGAGGGUCCUCGGCAGGAAAACCCCCUGGGGGAUCAUCGAAGUGGAAAACCUCAACCACUGUGAGUUUGCCCUGCUUCGAGACUUUGUCAUCAGGACCCACCUCCAGGACCUCAAGGAAGUGACACACAACAUCCACUAUGAGACUUACAGGGCCAAGCGGCUCAAUGACAACGGAGGCCUCCCUCCGGGAGAAGGCCUCCUGGGCACUGUCCUUCCACCUGUGCCAGCCACCCCCUGCCCCUCUGCUGAAUGAAGGCCAUUUCAAGCUGCUUCUCCCUCCAUUCCUCUCAGCCGAUAUUGCCGCAGGGCCCAGCCCCUUAGUGCUGCGCUGGUCCCGCCCACCCUCCAUAGGUGGGAGGGGCCAGCGGCCUCCUUAGGACAGUUGCUUCCUCCAUUGAGCCAAACCACUCCUCCCCUCCCCGUGGCAAGCUCUCGCCAGCCAGCACCGCCCUGCUCCAUCGCCUGUGUGCGCCAGUCCCAGCCCAUGUGUAGGGAGAAGGAACACACUAAGAGCUGCUUCUGCCCUUGCCGGCCCAUGCCAGCUGCUUGUAACCAUCUCCAAGGGAUGUGGCACUGCUCCCUACCCACUCAUCCGCACGAGCUGCUCUUGGCUUCCUUCAAGGACCGAAAAAGCAACUUUUCUGCUUGCCAGUCAUUGAGGUCAGCCGCCCUCUUUCCCUGUGUGGGACAGAGGUGUCUCUUUCAUCACAUAAAGGUAUACUUAAAAGGGUGGGUCACUGCAGAUGUGGCGGAGCAAGGGUUAGGAUCACUUUUUAAAGAAUCACCAGGGGUGGCUGGUACAUACCCACCCUACCCCACAAUGCAGCCACUUAGCAAGAGCGGUUUUCCCAAGGAGAGAUCACUACAGUUGACUUCCUCCUUAUCCUCAAAUAAGAAAAUGAACUAAACACAUCCAGAUCCCAGAAACUUACAAGCUAUACACUGUAGGAAGAAAAACGGUACCCUCCUGUUCACUCAGCAAUAAGAGGGAUCCUUCCCCACCUACUCCUACUACUCCCGUCUCCCGUCCCUCACCCUGUUAAUGUGAGUAAUGAAUUAGCCUGGCCAUAGGUGGUCACUGUAGGCUAAUGGAAAAUACCCGACAGAGGGCAAAGACCCCACCAGAUGCAUGAAUGUUUGCGAAUGUUGGCUGCCACUGCCCCACACACUCUGUCUUUAUAGAACCCUCCUUUGGCCACCUUACCCCAUCGCCACCUGGACACAACUUGCUCAAAGGCUGGUGACUUGUGGGCCAUUCAUCUAUAGCCAAGACCUG